AUGUAUCAACAAUCACAAUUAACCACUAAUACAAGUAGUAGACUUGGAGUUGCACCAGAUCCAACACUAACUUUAAUUGAUGGAAAUAAUAUAGCAACUAAAUUAUCAUGCUAUAUAUUCCAACUGGGUGGUGCUAUGUUAAGAGGACCAUCUUUUUGUGUAAUUCCAAAGAAUUUAACAAUUUCUGAACCAAUUAUAAUUAAUUUUUUAUUUCCAAAUGGUUCACUUUUAACAACUGAUGGUGAUGCAUUAUUACCAAGAAAUGGUAUUGCUACAAAAGAUAAAUUUAAUAAUGGUACAAUAUCUGAAAGUUUAAAAUGUUUGGUAGAAAUUGAUAUUAAACAAUGGACUUGUAAAACAAAUAAUCAAAAAUAUCUAUCAAAUCAAUUUGAAAUUAUUUAUACAUACCAAUAUCCAAAACAAUUAAAAACUACAAAUUUUAUUGUUAAUUCAUCAUCAUCAUCUUCAUCAUCAUCUUCAUCAUCUUUUUCUUCACCAUCAUCAUAUUCUUCAUUAUCCUCAUCACCACCAUCACAUCCAAAUUCUAAAGCUUCCUAUUUUAAUUCAAUAAUUUCUUUUGCUUUAAUCUGUGUUUUUUUAAUUGAUUUUCUUUAG
This is a messenger RNA of Dictyostelium discoideum AX4, 615 nucleotides long. RefSeq lists its product as hypothetical. Bases 1 to 615 code for a protein of 204 amino acids. The transcript is spliced from 3 exons. NCBI's taxonomy places the organism in Eukaryota, Evosea, Eumycetozoa, Dictyosteliales, Dictyosteliaceae. The record is from RefSeq and is a predicted model, not a curated record.